This is a messenger RNA of Staurois parvus, 1212 nucleotides long. Lineage: Eukaryota; Metazoa; Chordata; Amphibia; Anura; Ranidae. The record is from the annotation of a GenBank genome assembly.
AUGUGCAUGGCCGGCUCUGUGCUCCUUCUAGGCUGCAGAUCAUCUGGACUCAGGAUGAAACUUUUCCCUAGUUUCAUGGGGCUUUUGACCCUUCUGGCAAGUUUUGGACAAGUUUAUAUGUGGCAUCCAAAGAGUCCCUUCAGCCAGAUGUUCACUGGAGUUAAAGUUCCACCCACCACUAGAGGGGAACCUGGGGAACCACUCUUUCUUACCCCAUACCUGGAAAGUGGGAAGAUUGAUGAAGCUCGUGAGCUGAGCCUUGUGGGAAACCUCCCAGGUGUAAAUGUGAAAAGUUAUGCAGGAUACCUCACCGUGAACAAAACCUAUGACAGCAACCUCUUCUUCUGGUUCUUCCCUGCUCAGGUUAACCCAGACACAGCUCCAGUGUUGCUUUGGCUUCAGGGAGGACCUGGUGGAACGUCUAUGUUUGGUCUCUUUGUGGAGCAUGGACCCUAUGUAGUCACACAGAACCUCACAUUGGUUCAUCGGGAAUUUUCCUGGACAAACAAAUAUUCAAUGCUGUAUAUAGAUAAUCCCGUUGGGACAGGCUUCAGCUUCACAGGAAAUGAUAGAGGUUAUGCAGUGAAUCAAGAUGAUGUGGCAAGAGAUCUGUACAGUGCACUCACGCAAUUUUUUCAGAUCUACCCAGAAUAUCAUAAAAAUGACUUUUAUUGCACAGGAGAGUCCUAUGCUGGGAAAUAUGUUCCUGCAAUCGGCUAUUACAUCCAUAUUCACAAUCCAACCGCUAAGGUUAAAAUCAACUUCAAGGGGAUUGCCAUCGGAGACGGACUCUGUGAUCCUGAAGGGAUGUUGGGUGGUUAUGCUGACUUCCUGUACCAAACUGGCAUGGUGGAUGAAAACCAGAAGGAUUUUGUCCGGAGGCAAUGCGAUCUGGCAAUAAGCUACAUCAAACAGCAGAAGUGGAUUGACGCGUUUGACGUUUUUGAUUCAUUGCUGAAUGGUGACAGAACCUCUUACCCUUCAUUCUACCAAAAUGUGACUGGUUGUAGCAAUUACUUCAAUUUUCUCCAAUGCAAGGAGCCAGCAGACCAGGAGUACUUUGGCUUAUUCUUGGCACUCUCAGAAGUGAGGAAGUCUAUCCAUGUGGGUAACCUGACCUUUCAUGAUGGGUCUGAAGUUGAAAAACAUUUGCUUUCAGAUGUGAUGAAGACCAUAAAACCAUGGUUGGCUGUGCUAAUGGAUAAUUACAGG